Molecule: messenger RNA, 2734 nt
Organism: Menidia menidia (Atlantic silverside)
Lineage: Eukaryota; Metazoa; Chordata; Actinopteri; Atheriniformes; Atherinopsidae
Source: the annotation of a GenBank genome assembly
CAACGUUUCUGUUGUCAGAUAUUUAUUCCUCACUCAGCCGUAGCUUUUGUAUUAGUUUCGUGCAAAGUUAUUUUCCACAUGCUCCCUUAGGGGCUUUUGGUGUCAGAAUGGAGGGUAAAGUUAUCGGACCCGGGCCAUACCGGGCGACGAAGCUGUGGAAUGAAACCAUUAAACUUUUUCGUGGAGGCAUGCCGUUACGGAGGCACUGGGCGCACUUUCGCUGCUAUGACAGCAGUUUCACGGGAUCGGAGGCUGUGGACUACCUGCAUGAACUGCUGAGGCUCAACUCCAACUUUGGGCCUGAGGUUACGCGCCACCAGACCCUGCAGCUACUCAGGAAGUUCUUCAAGGCCCACGUCAUUGAAGACAUCAAAGGACGGCACGGGACGGAGGACUUUGAUGACGACGGCCGCUUGUACCGGUUCCCCACGCUGUCUCCACUCAAGUCUCUUCCAACGAGGCCUCUGCUGAAGAACAACGAUGACCUGCCCAGACUCAUCCGCUGGGAUGACUACGAGGAACUACCUCAGCAGCAAAAAUCUGCGCCGCUCAAGUCUUCUGUCCUGACUUCAGAUUUGUGGAAUAAAAGACACAGCGUGGCCAUCGGAGAUGUUCACGAAUGCAAGCUAAUACGCAGGAAAGAUGUAACUCCGAAAGAAGUGGAUCACAUCUGGAAGUCGAUGACGGUGGCACACUUACAGAGAGUUUUGGGCCUGAAGACACUGGAUGGAGUUCUAAACCCGGCUCACGUGAACGGGAAGCACAUCGUACACAAUGUGUUCAGUGUUAAUAAAACGGGCAUAGUCGUGUUGGAGAACAAAGCCGAGGACAUGCCAUACUGGGUGGUGUCAGCAAUGAAAUGCCUUGCAAAGUGGCCUCACGCCAACGAAGCCCGACAGCCAGUGUACCCCGGUUUCGAGAGAGACGUUCUAAAAACGGUGGCGGAUUACUUCCAGAGGCUCAAGGAGCCGCUGCUGACUUUCCAUCUGUACGAUGUCUUCGUCAACAUCCUCAGUCUGCUGCCGGAGCAGGACGCGGCCGCCGAGGCGCUGCGGGUCAGCUGCCUCCUGCUGCCGCCGCCCAACCGCCGGCGCCUGCAGCUGCUGCUGCGCCUGAUGGCCCGCGUCUGCCACAACCCCCUGCUGCCGCCGCUCAAUGACACCAUCGCCACCCGCACGCUGAUGGUGCAGAUGUUCUCCCACUGUGUUCUGGGCUCAGCGGACGACAUUGACUUGGACGAGCUGCUCGCUACCAAACUGGUGACUUUUAUGAUGGACCACCACAACACCAUCUUCCAAAUCAGCGGCAAACUGCGGCGCCAGGUCGAGGAGCAUCUGUCCCACCUCAAACGAGCUCAGAUCAAAUAUGCAGGUUCAGACACGGAUUUCAGCGCAUCCCCGGCUUUUUUUAAGCAGAUCAGCAGGGUGGAGUGUGAGGAGCAGAAGGCCAUAGGUACACAAACCCCCUUGCAACAGCUCCUGGAGGGCCUGAUCGCAAAUGACGAACUCCCCGCCAAGGACAAGAGGAAAAGACUCAAACAGUUCCAGAAGUCCUACCCUGAGGUCUACCACAACAGGUUUCCCACCGAGGAGAGCAAAGCUGCCGUCAUACCAGAGAAAGCCCCGAGAGUUAAACCUCAGCUCAUGAUCUUUAACCUCAAGAAACCUUUCCAGCCUUUUCAAAGAAGCUGGAGUUUUAGAGCAUGAUUUGCCUCCUCUGGCACAUUGACACGACGAAGUGUAAACCUGUCACGGGAGGAGUCUAGUUCACCGGUACUUUACUGUUUCAAGUAAAGAGUCCGUUAUAGUAGUACUGGUAAAGUUUUCAAAGAAUUUUAAUGGAUUAACAAAAUAAUAAUUACAAGAGAUGUCCUUCUUUUAAAAAAAAAAAGGGGGGGGGGGGGCUCUUGGCUGCUAGACAUCACCCCUAGGUUUCUACCUAAAUGAAAAUGCUGGAUUUUAAUAAUGUAGAUGUAUGAAAAAAAACUUUUAAGAUAACAUAUUUCUUAACAGAAAAAAAAACUUGAAAAUAAGGGAACCACUAACACUAAUGUUUCUUAAAAUGAAAAAGUGGUACAUGUAUGUGUCGUCUUUUGUGUAAACUACAUUUUUUUUGUCUUUUUCUGUGUGAAUUAAGUUGAAGAACUCAACUGAACAAACAUCCUUUCAAAAGUAUUAAUGGGUCGUGUGGUAAUGGUCGUGUGGAUGAUCCAAACACAGAUGGCAUGUGCCGUGUCAAAGAUGCUCUGGUUUCUUUCUCAAAGUUAAUCUGCUUUGAUUAGGCUACAUUAGGCAGCUGAUUUUUUUUAUUUAAUUUUUUGGUUCCUUUUAAUUGGAUAAACAGUUUCCUGCCAUCUACGAACAUAUCAGGGCUGUGGGAAGUGUAGUACCAAAUCUGUGUCCAAAUCUCUUUCAGAGAGUCCCGUGUUCAAACCUUUAACUGGAACUGAGCGUGUGACUCUGUUACACAACUACAAAGAAGUAGCUGAGCUUAACCCAUAAAAAACCAGAGUCAUUUUAAAGGGAAUGCAUGUGUGCCAUAUCACUUUUUUUUUCCCCCUUUAAAUAUUUGCGCUCCACCAGAGCUGCAAUGUUACAUUUGUUACAUUCAUUUAGUUUGUCAGUCCUGUGUAACUCUGCUUUUGGGGGAAAAGUCACAACUGUGUUUAGCUCUAGAAAAUUAUGUUUCCAAUGUAAGAGAAUUGCCAGGUCCUUUUCCCUCUGAACUGUGUCUA